Molecule: messenger RNA, 1669 nt
Organism: Otolemur garnettii (small-eared galago)
Lineage: Eukaryota; Metazoa; Chordata; Mammalia; Primates; Galagidae
Gene: BROX
Product: BRO1 domain and CAAX motif containing
Exons: 13
Coding region: 373-1608 (411 amino acids)
Source: RefSeq, a predicted model, not a curated record
UGGGCCGCCAUCGCUACUGCGGCGGCUCCGCUCAGCCCGGGACCCCAGCCAACGCCUGCUUUUCUCUCUGGGGAAGAGGCCGCAGCUCAAGAGGAAAAACCAACAAGGAGACGUUGGAGAGGGUUGAUGAACAGUGUGUUCUGAGGGGUCCGAAACACCGCGACAGCCACUCCACCCCUGAGCGGCGCGAUAGCUGUCAUGGUCCCCGGACCACGUGACUCCGGCUGGGCGCCGGUCCGGCUUCCCGUCGCUCUAUUUCACUAGUCCUGAUUCUCCGCCUCUCUCCUUUUCUUGUCGCGGACUCCAAUACUGCCUUUCUUCCCUCAAGAGGACUGCUGUGCAGACCCAGAAAUUCGAAAACAUCUGGAGAAAAUGACCCAUUGGUUUCAUAGGAACCCAUUAAAAGCCACAGCUCCUGUUUCUUUCAAUUACUAUGGUGUAGCCACUGGCCCUCCAGCUUCAAAAAUUUGCAAUGAUUUGAGAUCAUCCAGGGCACGCCUCCUUGAACUGUUUACUGAUUUGAGCUGUAAUCCAGAAAUGAUGAAGAAUGCAGCAGAUUCAUAUUUUUCACUUUUACAAGGUUUCAUAAAUUCAUUGGAUGAAUCUACUCAAGAAAGCAAAUUACGAUAUAUUCAAAAUUUCAAGUGGACUGAUACAUUACAAGGACAAGUUCCAAGUGCCCAACAGGAUGCUGUUUUCGAAUUAAUUUCCAUGGGAUUUAAUGUAGCUUUGUGGUAUACCAAAUAUGCUUCAAGACUGGCUGGAAAAGAAAAUAUAACAGAAGAUGAAGCAAAAGAAGUCCAUCGAAGCCUAAAAAUUGCAGCUGGGAUUUUUAAACACCUAAAGGAAAGUCAUAUCCCCAAACUUAUUACACCUGCAGAAAAGGGAAGGGAUUUAGAGGGACGGCUCAUAGAAGCUUAUAUUAUCCAGUGUCAGGCUGAAGCUCAAGAAGUAACAAUUGCUCGAGCAAUUGAACUAAAACAUGCUCCUGGACUAAUUGCUGCACUGGCAUAUGAAACAGCCAAUUUCUAUCAAAAAGCUGAUCAUGCUUUAUCCAGUUUGGAGCCUUCAUAUUCUGCUAAAUGGAGAAAAUAUCUUCACUUGAAAAUGUGUUUCUACACAGCUUAUGCUUUCUGUUAUCAUGGUCAGACUUUGUUGGCUAGUGACAAAUGUGGAGAAGCAAUCAGGUCUCUCCAAGAAGCAGAAAAAUUUUAUGCAAAGGCAGAAGCACUAUGUAAAGAAUACGGAGAAACCAAAGGACCUGGGCCAACAGUUAAACCUUCAGGACAUUUGUUCUUUAGGAAACUUGGAAACCUUGUGAAGAAUACCCUAGAAAAAUGUCAGAGAGAAAAUGGGUUUAUUUACUUUCAAAAAAUUCCAACGGAAGCCCCACAACUGGAACUCAAAGCAAAUUAUGGUCUUGUAGAGCCUGUACCUUUCAAAUUUCCUCCCACAAGUGCCCACUGGACACCAGAAACAUUGGCUGCAUUUGAUCUCACCAAGAGACCCAAAGAUGACAGUACCAAACCCAAACCAGAAGAAGAAGUAAAACCUGUGAAAGAGCCAGAUAUCAAACCUCAAAAGGACACUGGCUGCAGCAUCUCCUAAAAUACGCCUCAACUGCAGUGUGCACUUAGAAUUUCUCUACUAGCAAAUAAGAUAAACCACA